Gallus gallus (chicken) is the source of this 1962-nucleotide messenger RNA. RefSeq names its product scavenger receptor cysteine-rich type 1 protein M130-like. NCBI's taxonomy places the organism in Eukaryota, Metazoa, Chordata, Aves, Galliformes, Phasianidae. The transcript has 9 exons. The record is from RefSeq and is a predicted model, not a curated record. The coding region runs from base 1 to 1074 and encodes 357 amino acids. Gene Ontology annotation, cellular component: membrane.
AUGCAGGACUGGGCGGGGAGCUGCCAGGUCCGGCUGGUGGACGGGGCUGGGCGAUGUGCAGGGAGAGUGGAGAUCUACUACCGGGGGCAGUGGGGCACGGUCUGCGACGAUGCCUGGGACACGGCCGACGCCAACGUGGUUUGCCGCCAGCUGAGCUGCGGAUGGGCCGUGGAGGCGGCCGGCUCGGCUCGCUUUGGGGAGGGCUCUGGGCACAUCUGGCUGGAUGGCGUGAACUGCUCUGGGGACGAAACUGCUCUCUGGAACUGCUCUGCUGAGGUCUGGGGACAGCACGACUGCGGGCACAAGGAGGAUGCGGGAGUCGUCUGCUCAGAAUUCAUGGCCCUGAGGCUGGAGAACAGCGAUGGCUGCUCCGGGCGCCUGCAAGUUUUCUACAAUGGGAUGUGGGGGAGUGUUGGCUCCAACUCGAUGACUCCUCACACGGCGAAACUGGUGUGCAAGGAGCUGGGCUGUGGGGAUGGAGGGACCCGGGAAAUCAGCAUCUUCUAUGGCAGGGUGAAUGGCACCGCGUGGCUGGAUCACGUGCAGUGUGGGGAGAGCAACAGCUCCUUCUGGCAGUGUCCCUCUGAUCCCUGGGAACUGCAGUCGUAUGAUGAUGUGCGAGACGAGACCAACAUCACCUGCAAUGGGAGAAAGCCGGAAAGGACGCCGGUAGCUGCGUGCCCCAAUUCCACGAGCUGCACAGACAGGGAGAAGAUCCGUGCUGUGGGAGGCAAGGAUGGGUGCUCGGGCAGAGUGGAGGUCUGGCACCGUGGCUCCUGGGGAACUGUGUGCGACGACUCGUGGGACAUGCAGGAUGCCGAGGUGGCAUGCAGGCAGCUGGGCUGUGGCCCUGCGGUGUCUGCCCUGGCCGAGGCUGCGUUUGGGGAGGGGACAGGACCCAUCUGGCUGGAGCAGGUGGAGUGCAGGGGCACGGAGCCAUCUCUGCAGGCUUGCUGGGCCCGGACUGGGGAUGGCGGUGCCUGCCGGCAUAAGGAAGAUGCAGCUGUGAACUGCUUGGCUGCAUCCAGCGUGACAACAUCCCCCCCACAAAGAGGUAACAUCUCCUCCCACUGAAACUGGGUCUCCCCAGGACUCAGGACUGGGGCUUCUUACUGGGAUAUGAAAUGCCCAGGAAGAGGCACCAGGCUGGUGGAUAUGGGGAGGGUCAUAAUGUGCCCAAUAGGGUGGGAGGUGCCCCAUCACUCAUCCCCUGGCCCUCUCCCCCUUACUGCCUCGUGCCCCCAACUCUCAUGUGCCUGGUGCUGCUCCUGCCACAUUUCUGCCCGUGCAGACCCCAUUCUGGACUAUGCGACCAUCGGCAGGAGAGUCUCAGUGCCUGUCAUCAUUUGCAUCAUCCUGGGGCUCCUUAUUUGCCUACUCCUGGCCCUCCUGGCAAGGCAGAUGCAAAGUGCCAGAGCUCGGCACAGAGACUCCAGGAGAUCUGGGGAGCCCUUCUCUGAAGCUGUGUACGAGGAGAUUGAGUACAGCCCAAUGAGGGAGAAGAAAAUGAGAUUCAGUUUCUCAGACAUCCCUGUUCUGCCUGGUGAUUCCCCAGUGGAAGGCUAUGAUGAUGCCAGGGAGGUUUCUGACCCUGGAGAGCAUCCUGUCCCAGGGCAGGGAGACUGGCAAGUGCCUAGGGCACAGGAGGACGGAGAGGGACCCAGGGAUGCUGCCAGAGGAGAGAGUCGGCACUCCUGGAGAAGUGCCGGAGCCCCUGAAGUUGAUGGAGACACCUCACCUCUUUCCCUUGAGAGCACGGGCUAUGAUGAUGCUGAUGAGAUGUCUCUGUCAUAACCCCAUUGGACACAAAGGCUGUGACACCAGAGCGCUAGGAUGCCUGAGUUCUGGGACAAGAGACUCUGUCCCUGCCAUGAAGUUGGGUGUAGACACAAAGGAGAGGUCAGUGCCACUGAGAGAGCCGUGAGUGCCAGGGGCUCUUUUCUCAGGGGCAUCAGAAACAGC